AUGGGAGGGGACUCAGUUGCUAGUAUGCUAAAACGAAGUACCAGCGUCAAGGGAGAGGUGGAUGAUUCUGAAGACUCGCUGCAAAUCUCUAUGAAUUAUACUGACUACGAAAUAGGCACUCAUCCUAUUGGUUAUGGAUCUUCGGCUGUCGUGUACAUGGCAAUGUAUAAACCAUUAAGACGUCAUGUUGCCAUUAAGCUCAUUGAAUUGGACCAAUUCGAACGAAAUCAAAUCGAGGAACUCCGAAAAGAGAUCCAGAUCAUGAGCUUGUGCAAGCAUCCAAACUUGCUUCGAGUGUAUGGAUCAUUCGUACAUGAUGCCAAACUGUAUAUAGUCACUCCUUUCUUAUCUGCUGGAUCCUGUCUCGAUAUCAUGAAGACUGCAUAUCCUGAUGGUAUGGAGGAAGCUGCAAUCGCAACCAUCUUGAAACAGGCUCUUGCAGGGUUGGAAUACCUCCACGCCAACAAAUUGAUACAUCGUGAUGUCAAGGCUGGUAAUCUACUCAUGGCUAGUGAUGGAACAGUCCAAUUGGCUGACUUUGGUGUAUCCAGCUCCUUGACUGAUACUGGUGAACGUAAAGGUGUCCGUAAAACAUUUGUAGGAACACCAUGUUGGAUGGCUCCUGAAGUUAUGGAACAAAAUGGCUAUGAUUACAAGGCUGAUAUAUGGAGCUUUGGUAUCACCGCCUUGGAAUUGGCAAAUGGACAUGCGCCAUUCGCCAAAUAUCCUCCACUCAAAGUCCUCAUGCUUACACUACAACAAGACCCUCCCACUCUAGAUAUAAAUAGUGCCAAACAUAAAUAUACAAAGGCCUUCAAAGAAAUGAUUGACUCUUGUCUUCAAAAGGAUCCAACCAAACGACCUACUCCCGAUAAACUAAUACAACACGCCUUCUUCAAGAACUCUGCAAAGAAACCCGAGUAUUUGGCAAAGACCCUUAUACAAAAUUUACCUCCUAUAUCUCAACGACCCCAUAAUACUCGACCCUCUCAACCACCACGAUUAGAAAAUAGGGGUGUGGUGUGGGAUUUCAGUGGUGACGAACCAGUAGAUAAUAACAACACUCUGAGCUCCAUGUCAUCGCAAACCUCAUCAACUACUUCCAGCCAUGAUGCACUACCAAAAUCUGUACAUACAACCGGUAGUGGUGACGUGCCAGUGAAAAAGUCUCGCUUUGUGAUUGAUUCCAUAUCAACCGAUACCCAGAACUUGUCGACAUCGCCAGCUGGAUCAACGCCUUUAUCUGAUGCUAUACAUGGUGAAAUCAAAAAGGGCCGAUUCAGUGUCUCAGAGGUUUCAUCAGAUGCUGGAAGCAGGUCAAAUGAUAGUAGUCCUCAACUGGCACCUGUAUCGUCCAUCGAGAAUAUGGGAUCUUUGGAACGGAAAGCAGGACGGUUUGCUAUACAAGAACUGCCUCCAAGUCAUCUUGGAUCUUCGGUCGCUCAUGACACAUCCUUCCGUCCCACAGACAAAAAGAGUCGAUUCGAAGUGUCUGAUUCUCCCGCUACUUCUGGCGGAGAAGACAACCACUCUAUACAUUCAUCACCAUCUACAUCGCCAUAUAAACCAUCCUCCUCUACGCAAACAACAAACACAAAUUCGACCACCCUGUCCCAAGCUUACAUAUUGCAGCAAAAACUUGAAACGUCCUUGAGAAAAUAUGAAGAUGAUGAAAAUACAAAGUUGCCACAGGAAAUAUGGACUUUAUUGAAUGACCUCAAGAGAUUAGACUAUGCUUGGAAAGCGCACUAG
Messenger RNA from Synchytrium microbalum, 1752 nucleotides. RefSeq lists its product as uncharacterized. NCBI's taxonomy places the organism in Eukaryota, Fungi, Chytridiomycota, Chytridiomycetes, Synchytriales, Synchytriaceae. Gene Ontology annotation, biological process: protein phosphorylation. The transcript has 6 exons. Bases 1 to 1752 code for a protein of 583 amino acids. The record is from RefSeq and is a predicted model, not a curated record. Gene Ontology annotation, molecular function: ATP binding; protein serine/threonine kinase activator activity; protein kinase activity.